Messenger RNA from Aspergillus terreus NIH2624, 5013 nucleotides. Its product is annotated as nuclear pore complex Nup192/Nup205 family protein. Lineage: Eukaryota; Fungi; Ascomycota; Eurotiomycetes; Eurotiales; Aspergillaceae. Gene Ontology annotation, molecular function: structural constituent of nuclear pore. The transcript has 5 exons. The coding region runs from base 1 to 5013 and encodes 1670 amino acids. The record is from RefSeq and is a predicted model, not a curated record. Gene Ontology annotation, biological process: nuclear pore organization. Gene Ontology annotation, cellular component: nuclear pore inner ring; nuclear pore.
AUGGGGGACACGGAUACUGUGGCGGGCCUUCGCGGCCUAUACCAGGAUCUGUCGGCCCUUUCUGAUUCUUCCUUUGUCAACAUUGAGCGUCUUCGGGUGGAGUUGGAGUCUCACAUCGAAGAUUUUAGGAAGCUCCUAGACAAACCCACGAAGAACAACGCCAGUCGCCAGGCGGUUCUUUCAGGCAAGAUCACCCUAGGCGAUGUCGAAUAUUCAGUCAACGAAGAAUUUCAACAAGGAGCGUUACAACUGGCGGAUGCGCUGAAUAUUGAUGAGCUUGAUGCAGCAGCUAUAUUCCUCGGCGCUCAGGAUGAUGCUCAGGUGCUGGACCGACCCCCUCUCAUCGCCGCGAUCAUGCGGUUCCACGAACGCCGGCACUUCUUGCUCGAAGCUUUGCGCCUCAUUUUCCAGGAGUCUUUCGAAGUUGAGCACGAAUUCGCGCAGGAUAUAAUGCAGGAGAUGGUAGCUUUCGUGGUUGAGAUCAAAGACGGUCCUUUGCGCAAUGCAUCGCUGUACGCGCGGAAAUGCAUGAAAUCGAUGGAAGAUAUUGAACAAUGGCUUUCCCUUCUCGCCGAACAGAUUCAGAAAGCGUCUAUCGUCGGUCAAUCGGAGGAUACCGAUGUCAUGGAGGCUAUCGAGUACCAGCGUAUCAGCCUCCUGCAACAACACGAGUCGUUGGGCGCUAUUCUCUGCUAUAUGUUCAAGGGUCCUUACACCAGCUCGGAAGACCUUCGCAUUCUUCUCAAUCGCCUUAGGAAAUUAGACCGGUUUGAUGGCCUGCUUGUGCACUACAUUCCCUCGAUUAUUGCCGCCUUCGUUCAGCACGGUUCUCCCGAAAGUCCCAGCUCGUACAAAGAGGCGCGGAGCUUGAACACAGCGGUCACCUCCACAAAAGACGGUCAGACGUGGAUGCUCCCAACCUUUCACUCAGCUGUCGUUGCCCUCUGGCUGGCAGUUUAUAGCGGAUGGGAUUUUGAUGGACCUUCUUCGCCUAUACCGGGGGUUGAUCUUGAGAAGGAAGCGGAGGAGCGCACCAAGAUGUUCAUGACCGCGCUGGAUGACGGGGGCUUGGAUUUUAUGCUGGCCAUCUGCUAUGGUGUCAAUAAUGAAGAAUGGGCGGAUCCCGCGCGCAGCGAAUUGGUGGCUCUGUUGUUGAAAGAGAGCUCAUCCGCCAUGCUCGAGUCUGAUGCGUGUGCUGGCUACCUCAAGGCCUUGCUCAUGGAAUAUUUCGAGGUUUUCGCAGAAUCGUGCAUCGCCAACAUGCCAGAUGCAGUUCGGUUGUUGAAAUCGGAAGAGGACUCGCAACGGCUGGAUCAAAUAACCGCCCUUAGGGAUGGAUUAACUUCUAGCCUUCAUCGUGGGAUUAUCGAGGCUCGGACUCAUCUGGAAACCUUCUUGAUGGUAAUGGCAUUUGCCUUUGAACAGCGUCCGGAUGCUGCACAGGAAUUCUGGGCAGACCCCGAUGGAAACCUGUAUGGAUUCCUACAGUGGGCUUCAAAGAGGCAAACUGUUCCCCGAGUCAGUGCCUUUUGCGAGCUGCUAUGCUCCAUUGCGGGAGGAGAAGAAAACGCCAUCGCAGCGCACAAAUUCCUUUCUGAGGAGGAUAAGUAUCUCUCCGCUAAAUUCAAGAGGUCCACCUCCAUGAACUGGUCACAGAUGUUCGCGGAGCUCCAACUCUACGCAACCCGGGUUACCGAAAAACCCUCUGUUUCCAGCUCGCAGACGGUGUUACGUGCCAGGAAGUCGGAGCCCGCCGAUAUGAGUGAACCAGAGAGCCCGGUAAUGCUGACCUGCUACCUCCGAUUGCUCGGACAUCUGUGUAAGCAGAGCGGCGCCAUACGGGAUUGGAUGCUCCAACAUCCCUCGUUCAACAUCGUCUCUACCCUCUUAACUCUGUCUAACGGCCAAAUACCGACACACUUGAGGGCUACCGUGUUCUCUACCUUGGCAGCUCUGAUGACAGAAAGGUCUUCCCACAAUGGCAACGAAAUGUGGUUGUCGAUCGAUCAAUGGAUAUCUGGUGGCAACGUAGGCGCUUCCGGGCUGGGCAAGGUCCCUCUCGUCUCGAACCCGCUUGUAUGGCACGAGCAACAAGCAUUCCAGAAGAUCGGUGAGAGUUUCGACCAAUCGAAUGCCUUUGUGACUUUGAUAUAUUCGAUCACGGCACCAUCGCUUGAUGCAACUGAGUCCCAUGUCUUAUUGCCUUUCCCGGAAUCCCUGGGCUCUUCCUAUCGCAUGCCUGGUAUCGAGCCUUACAUUGACUUCAUUCUGGGCCACGCCCUGUCGAGGAGGAUCCCCGACCUUAACGAACGCCAGACUCGAUUGUUAACAUACAAUUGCUUGGACUUCGUGGUGACAUGUUUGAGGUCUUUCAACGAGAAUCUUGUGACCGUUCUCAGUCAGCCCUCAGUGCCAUCUGACUCCCCCGUCAAAACUUCGUCGCUGAUCAGCUAUGUCCGUCUCCAUCCGUUCGCACGAGUCGCGGAAUGGUUGUUCAACGAAGACGUUCUGAAGGCAUUGUUUGCAACUGCUCAACAAGACGUCAAUGAGGUCGCCCGAGCAUCAUCUGACUCCAUCUUGGUUCUUUCCUUGGUCAGAAGCCUCGAAGUAAUGGAUCUAAUGAUGGAUCUUCAGUCAACAUAUCUCAACAUUGUUCGCCCGUUGGUCAAGUCUCAGUCCGGUGGUACCAGGAUCAAUGUCGCAAAUUCUUCACUCUCCGCUUUUGAGGACAGCGUCUUGAAUAAUUUGACGAUCAUUCCAGCUUUGUGUCUCUACUGCAGCACUGGACACGAGCAGCUUACUAUCACCUCCAUGGCUUUGUUGGAAAAGCUGUCCAGCUCAACUAAACUCAACAAAAUCUCGUCCCCAGAGCUCAUAAAAUGGCGGUCGUCGAACAAGAUUGUCGAAGUGCUGAGCACCGAGGUAGACGUGGACAGUGUCUCACGCCCUCUGGUGUCUCAAAUGCAACCCGAACUACGAGAACUUGAGUCUGGUCCACAGGCUCCCGGCUACAUUAUCCGGGAGAGUCUCCUAGCACUUCUGAACAGCUGUCUUGGAAUACUCAAUGAUCGACCCACCGUGGCUCAUGUUCUCCUCGGUUUCAGGAGUGUUGGCAAUAUUCUCGACGUUCCAUCAGAGGGCUUGUUUGCGAAUUCGAUGUCCUUGUUGCAUGCUAUUAUUGGCUUCUUGCAAAGCUACCCAGACGAAGUGGAUGGUAAUGUCCUGCCGUGGAUGGUGCACCUCAAGCGUAUGGCGUUUGAAGUCUUGAAACAUCUAUGGUCUUCCAAGCUAUCUUCCUACUUUACGCUUGCUGAAAUGCGUUCGGCCCGUUUCCUGUCUACGAUCCUCGCUAGUCAGCCCAUAAUCGGACCGAAUACCCUGUGGGAUGCACUACCGAUCAUUGCUGAUGAAUUUUGGAUUUCCGAAUCGACGACCGCUCUAGCAGAGUUCUUGCUCUAUCGGAGCUACUUGUACGCAUAUGCAGCGACUGAAAUUCGCUCGGCCGCGAAGAUUGGUUCACCAACGCUUCAAGGAGAUAUCGUCUCGACCCUCUUUGGUAGCACAACAUUGGAGACUGGAGAUGCCGUGAUGACUCCUACUGUCUUUGACCUCUUUGACUUCGCGGAUCUGGACGUUCGGCAACAGUUCCAGCCACCCAAUCUGUCACUUCUUCACGGUAUCAAUGUUGAUCUUUGUGCCAAGCCUCAACCGGACGAUUCCCUCAUCCUGUAUAAUUUGGCCGAGGUGACAGAGCUCAUCCAAAUUAGAAAGCAGGAAUUACUUUCCGGCGGCCAGCUGCGGCCCCAGGACGAAGAGCAGCUUUUGGCGGAAGCCGAAAACCUCACUCUGUUCAUUCGGUCGACAAACCAAAUCAGGCAAAUCAACUAUAACCGCUACCUCGCCCUGCGCUCUUGGACUGAGCUCAUUACGACGAUGUUGACGUGCUCCGAAAUUGAGGGUGGUCGGAAGUCUACUUUUAUCCUGCACACCAUCCAACUGAUCCUUCCCAAACUUGAGGUCGCCAUUGAAGAAGACUUGCCAGAAGGGAUUGAGCUAGCUCGACUCGCAGAAACUCUAGUCUCCAAGCUGGAUGCCUCUGUAAUCACGUCAAGCCCCUCGCGCCGUGGUGGGGAUGUAAUCGAUGAGAAGCUCCAUCAACUGUUCCAGAUUUGCAUUCGGGGCAUUGUCCUGGCCACGGGAAAUGUUACUCUCCGGGAAACAUUCUACAACAUUUGCUCCCUUUAUAUUGCGCGCAUCAUCUCUUCAGAUGCUGCGCAUGAAGGGAUGAAGCACCAUAGUCAUCAGGUGGUGAAGACAUCUGGUCCCGCUCUCAUUGAGGCUAUCUGUGACGACGCAUACGCUGGACAAGAAACGUGUCGCGUGUCCGCCCUGUUGCUGCUUAACCUUUUUGCCGGUUUGGAUAAACAAUCAGACUCGACUUUGGCCGAAUUAAUAUCGCAGUCGAACUACUUGAGUCUUUUCCUGGACGCAAUUCGAACGUUGCCCAUCGAACUACGGAAUGCCCAAGCAAGCGAUACACCACUCCUUCUGUCAUACUAUGAGUCACUCCUAUCGCUGCUUCAACAACUGUGUCAAACAAAGAACGGGGCAAUCCACGUCCUCAAAACUGGCCUGUUCCAAGCGGUGCGGGACUCGCAGCUUUUUGCUGCUGAUCCUGACCUUGGUAUCGACAUCGACAACCCCGAUGCUCUUCGUAAAUACUAUGAUCUUCUAGGAUCUGUGCUACGAGUCAUUGUCUCUGCGGUGUUCUCACGUGGCCUGCACAAUGAGCAGAUGAUGGAACAAACACGCUCGUUCCUCGUGGAAAAUAGACAAAGCAUGGUCGGUAUAUUCAAACGGCUUGCCAAGAUCGGUGGAGCCGCUGCCGCAGCUCACCGUAACACUCUUGACGAUUUAGCCAAGUCGUAUAUGGCGCUCGUCGCUGGUACAGACUUUUUAGAGUAUGAGGAUGAAGAGGUGAAAGAGCGUAUGGGACCUAGAUUGUUCUCAUGA